GCCGGGGCUGGGCCAUUGCAGGGCGCUGCCGCCUCCCUCCCUCCGCUGCGCGCCGGGGCUGAGCCGCUGCUGCUCCCACGGGCGGAGCCGGGGAGACCUUCGCUGCAGCUGGGACUAGCCCCGGGCCCGGCUCUGCCGGCACCAGCUCCGGCCCGGAGACCCAGAAUAACAUCCACAUUUUGCUCCGGAUCAUCCCAUCCUCCCAGGGGAAAGGAAAUGGUGUCAGUGGAGCUGGUUCAGGGGCUGGUGACCUUUGAGGAGCUGGCUGUGUACUUCACGGAGAGGGAAUGGGCUCUGCUAGACACUGCUCAGAGAGCCCUCUACAGGGAGGUCAUGCAGGAGAACUAUGCCACUGUGGCCUCACUGGAGAGACCUGCUGGGUACAGACACCUCUGCCCACUGGGGAGAACCCACCUUUCCACAUGCCUUAGCCCCGCUGCGCUGCCGACCAGGAGCUGCCCAAGGGGUCUAUGGCAGAAGCCCGCAGGCCCUGCACGGCUGGUAAACGGGUUGUUUGGAAGCCAGCUGGAUCCAGGGGAUCCCCCUAUUCCUAACACUGCGCAGUGAGCAGCAGCCCAACAACGUCCAUUCCCAGACCCUGCUGUGACCCCCUGGCCCAGAGCCCCGCGGGGCGAAUCCACUGAGCCCUCGGACGGAUGAUGCCAGCUCGACACUCGCUGCCGAUCUGGCCUGUGGAAGCUGAAGCCGGAAGAGACCUGCCCAGCCUGACCCCCAGCAUAGCCCCAGCCGGAGUCGCCACCCAGCGGGUCACCAAUCCAGCCCCAAACGGAGGGGACUUUACUGCCCUUGCCGGCUCCUGGGACCUUUCACCACUGUGGAGAGUCUGAUCUGACAGACGGGCCCUGCCCUGCCCAGGCACAGAGAGCCCUGCCAUGAUCUAGCCAAACGCUGGAGGGCCGGGCACCCGCCAGGCUGCCAACGCAGGUAGCACCAGCUGCCGGGAAGAGGGGAUACACGGGGGAUGUCGGGGCUCCAUGGUGCAGCGGGGUCACUCACCCCGUGCAGGGAGUGGGGUUUUCUACCUAGGGACCCAGCUUGUACAUGUGGAGACGCACUCAUUCCGGCCGCUAAGCUCUCCCUGAUAUUGAUCCAUAACGCUUCUGCUUCUCACAGAAAUCCUUGUGACUAAAAUCCACUUCACCUGGACUUCAGCAAACAAGUCAGUCAGCGGGGAGAGUCCAGAGCGCUCACAGAUCCUUCCCUUGGGCCGAGUUCCAGCAGCUCUUUCUCAGACUCCCCUUCUCUCUCUUUCCUGUGACAGCGUUUUGCUAUUUCCCGCUACGCCCCUUCCCCAUGGUCAUUAUUUGCAUAAAGGCAGCACCCAGAGCACUGCACACACACGGCCAUAAACAGCUUCUAGACUAAAUAGAUGAGAGGUGGGAGAGAAAACUGAGGCAGGGAAUUGCCCAAGGACACCCAGCAGGAACAGAGCUGGGACUAGAACCCAAGUCUCCUGAGUCUCACACCUGACCCACUAGUCCUGUCUCUUUCAGCUUAUUUCCUCCAUAGAAGGCCAAGAAUGUGUCUCCCCUGCCUCACCAUGCAGCUUUUACCCUCUGCUCCCCCUCACUGAGAGGAGCUGUGUCCCCCCUGGCUCACAGCCCGGAGUGCAUCAGGGCUGUAAAAAAUCCCUUGUUCCUUUGGCAGGAAACUCAACUUUUGCUCCAUUGGUAAACCUCUUGGAAGGCAACGUCCCUACGCCAUGCCUGUGAGGGGGCUUGUAUGUGCCAGCCUCUAGCAAAUGCCGCUGAGCCACGGAACAAGGAGAGAGCAAGUUUGUCGUGGUCUAGUGGCUGGUUGCCAUAAGCAGAUAACAGCCUGCUACAAUGACUAGCUAAUGGAGUUACUCCCUUAGCUCCAGCAACUGAGCUUAAUCCUUUCAGCAGACAGGUCCUGCUGAUGACCCAAGCUAGUCGUUUGUGAUGCCAGCUGCUGAGGGUUCGGUUAAUAGGGCUCCAGAAACUAAUGGGCUUUUUGAGCCCAAGCUGUAUUAAAGGUUGAUCCAACACAGUCCUCAGCCCAGUUUGCUUUGCAAAGACCUGACCUUCCCCCACCUCAAAGCUCUGCUAUGAAAGAGCGUCUUGGGCUCUGAUUGCAGCUGCAGGUUUGGGGGGAUGUUGCAGCUCCUAAUCACAUCCCCAGUGCCCUACACUGGUGCCUCGGUGGAAUUAGGCAGCCUGACAAGAUACAUGGCAACCUUCAGUCCCCAAGCUCAGUUUCCAAUUCGUAAGACAGGCUGGGAGUCAGAACAGACACUUUGCCCGCCUGAGGUGCAGAGCGAGACCUCAGGGUAACCUGGUUAGUUUCAGAGAUCCCGGGUCAGCUCAGCGGCCGAGCGCUAACAGCAUCGCCAACGCCAAGCAAUCAAUAAAAGUUCCAAACUGUGAGCCAGGCUGCAAAAAAGUCGUGAGAUUGGUUUAAAAAUCAUGGUAUUUUUUUAAAAAAAUCCAUUUUGGCUUCA
Mauremys reevesii (Reeves's turtle) is the source of this 2482-nucleotide messenger RNA. RefSeq names its product zinc finger protein 621-like. The coding region runs from base 217 to 567 and encodes 116 amino acids. The record is from RefSeq and is a predicted model, not a curated record. The transcript is spliced from 5 exons. Gene Ontology annotation, biological process: regulation of DNA-templated transcription. Lineage: Eukaryota; Metazoa; Chordata; Testudines; Geoemydidae.